GGAAAAAGAGAGGAGCUAACCAGUCGUGCGUAGUCUUUCAUUCCAAGAGGUUUAAGUUUCGUUCCUCGUUCAAUUAAUUUCAACUUCCGGGAAUUUCGGCAGUUAUUUUUUUUACUUUUUAUUUCUCUAAAACUGUGUCUGUGUUUUUUUUAAAAUAAAAUUAAAUUCUUUUUUUUUACUUAUCGACAAAAAAUUUUUGUUUGUUGAUUUUUCGUUGUCGCGUCAUCAUCGUAUUCGUGUUAGACGGGGCAAGUUUUACUUUUCCGAGUGGAAAGUUUUGUGAACUGUCGGAAAAAGGAAUAUUUUAACAUACAUCAUCGAAACUUGUGUGUAUGUUAGUGAAAUUGAGGAAAUACAUUCUCCAAAACUUGAGCUCAAUUUACAAUAUAUAUAUAUAUAGAGUUUUGAAAAGUGUUGUAAAAUUUGAAAAGAGAGAAAUGGAAAAUUGAAUGAAUGAUGACCAGCUGAGUCGCCGCGCGUGGCCUCUGGUGACUUCUUACAUUUCUCAGUUCUCUUUUUCUAUAUAUAUAUAUAUAUAUAUAUAUAUGUAUGUGUUGUGUGCGCUGUGGUGUCGACGAUCUUUUCCAAGUGCGUGUGCCUGCAUCAUUUCUCCCGCCCGACGGUAGCUGAAUUCGCGCACUGUUGCCACAUUUCUUCGUUUACGAGACACACACAAAAACACUUCCAUCAUGUUCGUCAGUCCCACUGACUAUACAACUACUUAUAAAAUGUAUGGCUCUGAUGAAUUUGGACAGGAUUCUCCAAGAUACACUUCACCAAAGGCUGCCGCACUCUACGCGGAUUCCUACUAUAUUGGUAAUUAUAAAAAUGGGAAUGCUGCAGGAACUGGUCCCGGUGAUCCUUGGACGGGAGGAGGCGGCGGAGUUCAACCACCCUACAGCGGAUAUGGCCCACCCCACCUGACCCAACCGGCAUAUCCAAUGCAUUUACCCCACGACCAAAUGGCAUACUCGGCAAUGUCGCCAAACGGUGAACCGCCAGCGCCAAUUUUAGGAUCAGCAGUUACGAGUGCAGCGUCGUUGCCACCAAUGUCGACGUUCCGUGGAAGUGGCGCGGUAGCAACGAACAGCGGAACUGGUACCGCAUCACCGGCAUCGUUGCAAUAUAGCCAUAGUCCAAGUGCACCGGCAGCUGGUGCACCGUCUUCCGCCCCCAGUGCACCCACCACCAAUCAACCCUCCGCUACGGACAAUCUCGGCAAAACCCUUGCAUCAGUUGUGAGCACACCCCGAAUCUACCCCACGGACCAAUCAGUAUCGAGUUAUAGCAGUAAUCCGUCAACGCCGGUGAGUUCACCGCCACCAUUGACGAGCUCGGGGCCUGGUUGGGCGCCCGGAGCUGCUCCAGUUUCACCCCAUUUUACGGCAGAUCCUAAUCGCGGGACGAUUCACAUGCCGGCGCCCGAACAGCAGAGGUUAGACGAUGCCAUUGGUUUCCUUCGCGACCACGCCGAGUUGGUACAGGGAACGCGGAUGGAGGAACGACUGGACGAUGCCAUAAACGUUCUCAGGAAUCACGCCGAGAGUCAAAUUGCACUUCACCUCGCACCCGUUGGUCCACAUGGUUCCUUAUAUUCCCACACGUCACCGCAGCAACUCGAUCACCUGACGAGUCCACAUCCGACGGUGACAGUAGCGCAAACGGCGGGUUCUUAUCCAGGUCUUGCACCAACGCCCGACACCGAUGGUUCUAUAAAAAUUGAGAGGCUAUCCGGCACGAAUACCAAAUAUAUUUCCUUAGAAAAAAGAAAAGAGCCGGCAGACAGUAGUGGCGUUGAAACAAAACCCUCGAGCAGUGAAUUGUCAACUGGAAUUAUUGGCGGAGCGACAGUAAAUUCCACAUCCCAAGGAAAAGGAACAAAAAGAUCACGAAGAUAUUGUUCGAGCGCCGAUGAAGAUUGUGAUGAUACUGACAACAAAGCGGUACGCGAAAAAGAGCGCCGCCAAGCCAACAACGUUCGCGAAAGUUCAAGCGCCGAAGAUGAAGACGAUGAUCCUGAUAUGAAGGCCCAGAGGGAAAAAGAAAGGCGACAGACAAAUAAUGCUAGGGAAAGGAUACGUAUUAGGGAUAUAAAUGAAGCAUUAAAGGAGCUCGGCAGGAUGUGUAUGACGCACCUGAAGACGGAUAAACCUCAAACCAAACUAGGAAUUCUCAACAUGGCAGUUGAAGUCAUUAUGACAUUAGAGCAACAAGUCAGAGAACGAAAUCUUAAUCCAAAGGCAGCGUGCUUAAAAAGGAGAGAAGAAGAAAAAGCGGAAGAUGGACCGAAAUUGGCGGGACAUCUGGCAGCGCAUAUAGGUCAUCCACAUCCACAUCCGCAUCCACAUUCUCAAGCUCCCUUUCCUGCGAUGCCGGGUCCGCCACCUUCUCUUCAGCACAAUUCGUCGCAACCACAGUAGCAGCGGCUCGUUAGUGGCGUUAUUCUGUGUUAAAGUCGUGUGCGUCAGGUCCAGUUUGCAGCCUGUACAGAACUCUCGACGUGGCUAGAGUUUAAAGAAAAAUCUCUUUUUUUUUUAAAAAAAAAAACUCCUGCCUUCUUCUCGGUGAAAAACAAAAAAAAAAAAAUUUUUUUUUUUUUGAACGAUGAGGAAUUAUUUGCAUUAUAUAUAAAAUAUAAACGGCAAGGAGAAUGCAUAUAGAUAUAUAUAUAUACAGAUUAAAAAAAAAAUAUAUAUAUAUAUGUGAGUAUACAUAUGUAAAGCAUAGCAAAAAAAAAAAAGGACUUACUCUUUCCCUUAAAAGAAAAAAAAAUAAAAUAAAAGCCACCGCGGCCAAAUGAUAGAAAAAAAAAAACUAAUUCUUGUACAUUGAGUUAAAAAAAUAUCAGUUUUGUGAUGUGUCGGUGGUUUCAUUUUUAAAACCCUUUCUUCAUAUUGUGUUUCGGCAAAAAGCGCGAGAGUAUGCGUGCGAGAGAGAAAGAGACAAAAUGGCGAAAAAAAAAUAAGAGAGAAAAUGUCAUUUAAAAAAAAAAAAAAAUUAUAAUAAUUACUGUAAAUUUCGUGGAAUGUUGAAUCUCGCGUGAUUACCGAACCGGCAUCAAAUGACAAUAAAUAAGUAUUAUUCGUAAAAAAAAAAAUCGAAAUUCACGACACGUUUCCUGUUUCUUUUUUUGUUUUUCAUUUCAAACAUAUCAAAAAAAAAUUAUAAUAAAUAUUUUCUUUAGCGACGGGACAUUUUUUUUUUAUUUUGCAAAUAUUUUGUAAUUCCUAACAAAUUAAACAUUUUUUUUUUCUAUAUUAUCGAUAAUAUUUCGAUAAAAUUUUUUCAAAUUUUAUACUGAUACUAAUAUUAUCAGUAUUAUCAUAUUUUUCGAUACUUGCAUAUUUUUUUUUUCCGUGAAUAAUUUUUGCAAAUAUAAAAAAAAAAUAUUAAUUUUUUUCCAAAAAAAAAACGAAUUUGUGCAAUUAUCUAGAAAAAAAAUUUCGAUAUUAUUACCAUUAAAAUUAGAGAAAUUAUUUUUCCAACAUAUCGACGUCCCAUGGUUAAAGAAAAUCGAAUUUCAUUUGGAGAUUUGUGCGUUUUUCCAGACAGGAAAUCCUCGUGAAUAAAAAACAAAAAAAAAAAAAAAUGAUGAUGAUGAUAGGGAGGGAGAGAGGAAGAGUGCAAGAGAGUAAAAAAAAAAAAAAUAAUUAAAAUUAGAGAGUGGCAAUUUAAAAAGAAAAAAACUUGCAAGUGCAAAGGGAGAGAAAGAAAGAGAAUCGUCUCUCUUUUGGCGAACAAGCGAAAGACGCGCACGAUUGUAAUAAUAAUAAUUAUAAAGAAUAAUAUUGUAAUGUGCAAAAAUCGAAACAAAAAAAAAAAAAAAAGAAAAA
Molecule: messenger RNA, 3833 nt
Organism: Leptopilina boulardi
Lineage: Eukaryota; Metazoa; Arthropoda; Insecta; Hymenoptera; Figitidae
Product: transcription factor 12
Exons: 14
Coding region: 690-2420 (576 amino acids)
Biological process (GO): regulation of transcription by RNA polymerase II
Cellular component (GO): transcription regulator complex
Molecular function (GO): RNA polymerase II cis-regulatory region sequence-specific DNA binding; protein dimerization activity; DNA-binding transcription factor activity, RNA polymerase II-specific
Source: RefSeq, a predicted model, not a curated record